Paramisgurnus dabryanus is the source of this 3996-nucleotide messenger RNA. The record is from RefSeq and is a predicted model, not a curated record. NCBI's taxonomy places the organism in Eukaryota, Metazoa, Chordata, Actinopteri, Cypriniformes, Cobitidae.
AAAUCCAGCGCAGAUUGUUAAGCCACAGUGUGUUAGUCAACAUCAAAGGUUUUGACAGUCAGGGUAGCUUUAAUGAAACCAACAUAAUCAAAACAUUAUACCAAAAGAGAAGAUUCAUACUAUAGCCUGUGGAGCUGGAUAACUUUGCAAAGAGAAGAGAAAAGCCUUUGACCCCAGUGACAACUACACCUGAAGCAAAAGUCUGGAGUUCCUCUGCGAGAUCUUCUACUGUGAUUGGUAAUAGUGACAGACUGCCGGGGAAACUUCAGACUGUUGUUGUUCAUUUCUUGUACUUCAUCUGGGCUUGGCAGACAGUGCACUGUAGAGCAUCUGGGAGGAAGUUUGCUGGGUUUAAAGGUCUUGGUGGAGCUGGAGAUUAUGUUUGACUGUGUGGAGGCUCUCGGGGUUGGGGUUAGACCCCUCUUUGAUGUGUCAGCUCAGAGUUCCUGCAUGCUAAGGAAAGCAAAAUCCUUCUUCCCUGGCCUAGAACCCUUCUCAUGGAGCAACAGCACCAGCCUGCAGUCAGUGGAGACGCAGAGCACAAGCUCAGAGGAGAUGGUGCCCAGUUCUCCCUCACCACCACCACCUCCUCGUGUCUAUAAACCCUGCUUUGUGUGUCAAGACAAAUCUUCUGGGUAUCAUUAUGGAGUCAGCUCUUGUGAGGGAUGCAAGGGUUUCUUCCGUCGCAGUAUUCAGAAAAACAUGGUGUACACGUGCCACAGAGACAAAAACUGCCAGAUCAACAAGGUGACUCGAAACCGAUGCCAGUAUUGCCGGCUGCAGAAGUGUUUUGAAGUUGGCAUGUCUAAAGAAGUGCGGAACGACAGGAAUAAGAAAAAGACUGUCAUAAAAGAGGAGGUGCUUCUACCGGAGAGCUACGAGCUGAGCGGGGAACUCGAGGAGCUGGUCAAUAAAGUCAGCAAAGCACACAGGGAAACUUUCCCUUCGCUCUGUCAGCUCGGAAAAUACACAACUAAUUCCAGUUCGGAUCACAGGGUUCAGCUGGAUCUUGGACUGUGGGAUAAGUUUAGUGAACUCUCCACCAAGUGCAUUAUAAAGAUUGUGGAGUUUGCAAAGCGUGUGCCUGGUUUCACCUCUCUCACCAUUGCAGACCAAAUUACAUUGCUGAAGUCCGCCUGCCUUGAUAUACUGAUGCUGAGGAUUUGCACCCGCUACACUCCCGAGCAGGACACCAUGACCUUCUCGGAUGGCCUGACUCUCAACAGAACACAGAUGCACAAUGCUGGUUUUGGCCCACUCACUGAUCUGGUGUUUGCUUUCGCUGGUCAGCUUCUGCCUCUGGAGAUGGAUGAUACAGAGACUGGACUCCUUAGUGCCAUCUGCCUCAUCUGUGGAGACCGCAUGGACCUGGAGGAACCUCACAGAGUUGACCAGCUGCAGGAGCCUCUGCUAGAGGCGUUAAAGAUCUACGCUCGCCGUCGACGCCCUAACAAGCCUCACAUGUUCCCACGAAUGCUGAUGAAGGUCACGGACCUACGAGGGAUCAGCACUAAAGGUGCUGAGCGAGCCAUCACACUGAAGAUGGAGAUACCAGGCCCUAUGCCCCCUCUGAUACGAGAGAUGCUGGAGAACCCCGAGAUCUUUGAGGAGAGCCCUGAUUCUGGAGAAAGUGGCGCUGCUGCCCCCCUGCCUCCCCGUGACAUUCAGGACAUCAAACAUGAGAGGGAUGAGGUUUCUGUUCUGGACGAUGAAGAAGAUGAGGAGGAAGGGUGUACAGAGAAGGGGAAUGAGAAAGGAGGGGACAGUGAGGAUGAAGAAUGGGAUCUUUUGCAGAUGGGUGGAACCAGAAAAAGUGUGACAGGAAGAGCUCAGUGAUUCACCACAAGAGGACUACGCAUGUUGGUUAGAUAGAUCAGCGGAUGACAUAUUUGCUGUCCUUAUCAGCCAAUACGAACUGACUUUACAUCCUUCAAUUAAACAAACGACACACCAAUUGAUCCCAUAAUGACUUAACAUAGUUGAAAAAUGCACAUCUUUGCACAAAGUGUACUUUUGCUCUACUUUCCAAAAGCAAUAAAAAUGACAAAAUAUAAACUGAGAACAUAUCAACACCAUUAUUACAAAUGGUGUUCCUUUAAGAUGCACUAAAAUCUUUGACCAUGUACUGAAGAUGGAGAUUGGAGAAAUAAUGGAGCAAAGAAGGUGAUAAAGACAAAGCCAUAUUGAAAUGAUGUAUCUAAGCUCUUUUUUUUAAACAUUUGCUUAAAAUUAAUAUCUGGAGAUGCCAAAUACUUGAGAAUUCAUUCAUAAAGCCUUGUUCUGUAAGGGAAACAUUUUUUAACAACUGUGUGGAUUAUAAAUACACAAUGAAUGAGACAUUACCAAAAGGCAACUACAAAAUGAAUGAUCGACCCUUUUCUGGACUGACAUUACAUUGCUCUUGAUGUUGAAUUCUCGUCUGGCUGUUUUACUAAAGCAGUUUUAUAUUAUUAUUACUUUUUGCAUAUUGUGCUACUUUAUGUUUUUUUAUGGUGUGGCUUUAUGUUUUUUAUUGAUGUGCCUUUUUACCAAACACUUUUGCAUAAAUUAACUGUCCAACAGCAACCCUUUUGGCAAUUUGAAUUUAACACUUUAACCAAGAUUCUGGUACAUUGGGGCAUUAGAAGCUUUUAUAUUUCAGUGUUUAUACAAAAUUCAUAAUGUUAGCUCAUCAGAAUAUAUGCUUUAUUACACUUUUACUCAGGGCAGAUCAAGGACCAAAACAAUUUCAGCAUGCACUAUUCACAUAUACAUUGUUUUUAGCUACACAUUGUUAGGCAAAUGAAAGCAUAAAGAAGAUGAAAGGCUGAAAUGGAAUACUUGACUCUGGGAUCUGAUGGAAAAGUUAGGUAAUAAAAGUAAUGAUACACUUAUUAUUAUUAUUACUUUUAUUAUUAUUAUUAGAAUAAAAGCACUCUAAAGUCACGGAUAUAAGGGGCCAAGCAUCUCAAUAGAAAUAAAAGCAAUGUACAUCCUUGAAUGACAAAAACAUAGUGUUAACAAAACAAUCAAAUUUAUAAUAAGCUCAUAUUUGCUCCAUUUAUAUUUAAAUUGGAAUAUAAAGACAGCGCAGAAAGAUUACGAUUUAGGGGUUUAAGGCUUUUUGUAUGUAUUCUUGUUUGAUUUUUCUGAAACUGUAUAUUGGUUCUUUUUAUUUUGUGUCACUGCAAACAUCAAAAAGGUAUCUCAGUUAUUUUUUACAACCUUGUCCAUCUGAAAAUACAAACAUUCAUGUCAUAGGCAAACUACUCUUCUAUUUAUUGCUUAUUUAAAAUAAGAAUAGAAGAAAAUACCUCCUAUGUGGUCAGACAAUAUCUAGAUGUAGUGAAUGACAAAAUAUUUUUCAUUGGUUUAUAAGUUGUAGCAAAAAUAAAUGCAUGAUUAUAGCAUUGUGUGGUGGAUGAAUCUGUAUUUAUUUAAAUUUCAUAUUUUUAAACUCGUCAUUGUCAAUAGGAUAGUUUUCAGAACCAGGGUGUCUGUUAUCAGUCUUUGUAAUAAAAACCCUAUCCUAUGAAUUACAGACUGGUUUGAAAUCAACAAUUUACUUCAAAAAUAUUUGAAAAGAUGGAUAGUUGGAAAGAAAUGGGAUAUGCAAGUAUUUUCCCAAUAAAAAUUUAGACCAUACCAUAUUACAAAGACUGCUCUCAUCAGAGUUACAAAUUACUUGCUAUGGUCCAAUGGUGCCUGAUUCUGUCACUCGACCUUGUGCCGCCUUUAAUAUUAUCAAUCACAGCUAAAAAAUGACAAUGUCAAUAGUGAAACUGCAGUGGAAUGGCUUAAAUGAUAUUUAAUGGUUGUUUGUAGCUGUAAACAGAGAUGAGUUUAGUACAGAGUGCCACAGGGCUCAGUACUAGGACCUUUACUUUUACUCUGUGCAUGCUUCUAGGAGCCAUCAUUAAGAGACGUGUAGUUAUUUUUUCACUUUUACUAUUUUCACUAAGCAUCAUACUCAGUUCUGUUCUCUUUGAGACUUGACCUAGACUUUACUAAACUGAU